This is a messenger RNA of Durusdinium trenchii, 1239 nucleotides long. The record is from the annotation of a GenBank genome assembly. NCBI's taxonomy places the organism in Eukaryota, Dinophyceae, Suessiales, Symbiodiniaceae.
AUGACCUGGGUCGGUGAGUUCAGGACCUUCCACCCAUUUUUACGGCCUCCAACGCCCUCAUGUUGGCCACCCGAGGUGUUGGUUCUCUUGGCCAUCCGAGCUCUGGGGAAGAGCAAGUUUGUCUUGUGCCAAGUGCCCAGUCACAACCGUCGCCCCGAAAGUGCGGUGCUCUAUUUGGUGGAACACAGCUCCAACGUGGUGCCGUCCAUUAAUCAAUUGAGUGAGUAUGGCUUGAAGUGCACUAAGCGAACGCUCCUGCUGCAUGAAGCCUUCAACUUUGCACAAUUGCUUCAAGGGGAGACGAAUGUGCCUGCCAACGUGCUGCAGCUGCAGGCACAAGUGAUGCGCGAGGGCGAGCAAGCUAUCCGCUUCUACAUCCUCUUCUUGCUGGGAUUUAUGAGUGGCUUCACCUGGCCCGCAGCGGAGAGGUUCAUGACGGCCCAGCGAGCAGAGAAUGUCAUCGAGGCUGUGAACAUGCUCCAGCACCUGUCAUAUGCCACGCCUGCGGGCAUCUACUGGGGCUACCUUUGCGCGCGUGCUCAAGCUUUGAGACUUCCAACAGAGAAACCUGAAGAUUUGGUCCUCAUCCGUUUGGCCUUUCUGAUGCGAGUUCAGACUGAUGUGCCUCACCUACAUUUGGCCGAUGCCCGAUGCCCAUCGAUGCCCUGUGAGAAGAGAGCCCUGACGAAUCACUUCUUGGCAGACGGCAUUGAAGAAACCGCCGUGGUGUUCGAGUUCCUGCCAGACUGCGUGGCCAAUGCCGUCAAAAACCCGGUGGUCACCUUGACCGGUCUGCUCGAAAUCUUGGAAGAGCCUCUUGGUCGCGCGGUGUGGAGGCUCUUGCACACCUUGCAGCCGGCCUUGGCCAUGAACCCAGACUUGCAGGAUGCCAAAGUGAUCCAAGUAGAUCUUUCAGACAUGAGCGAGCCGCUGGGCCACCAGAAGAGCUUCCCGGGCCUUUGUUCCCUUUCGGGCGUGGUGGCCGGUUCCGGAUGCCGGUUCCGCAGAGUGGGUGGCGUGGACGUGACUUUCCUGUCGCGGUUCAUUAGUGUGGUGAACAACCACUUUGUAUUUGAGACCUGCGUGUCACGCUGCAAGAUUCGAUUUGCCGGGCGUCGAGCUCAGUUGGAGAUGACCGCAGGGAAUUGGGGCCGCAUUCAUGAGCAAGACUCCGACCUCCAAAGUCUCUCGUACUCCGUGCGGGAUUUGAUGCAGCGUCUCUUGGGCAGCGUGAUUUGA